AUGAAGAUGUUUCGAGUCGUUUGCAGCCUUGUACUGGUUGUUGCUGCUGCUUCAGCCGUCUACGUUCCAACCGAUCAUGGAUACACUGGCUCCAAGAACUCAGUCCGAAAGAUCUUCCACAACGUCGCGGAAGACGAACCGAAAGCACCGGCGACUCCGAUGGAGCAUCAUCACGAGGCGCAUGAUCACAUCGUCGACUAUUACGCACCGAUCAACUACAAGUUCGAAUACGGCGUAAAGGACCCACAUACUGGCGAUCACAAGACGCACUGGGAGGAACGCGAUGGAGAUGUUGUGAAGGGUGCCUACACAAUUCUGGAUGCUGAUGGUAGUUCCCGGUUGGUCGAGUACACUGCCGAUCCGCAUCAUGGAUUUAACGCAGUCGUCAAAAAGAUCGAACAUGCGCACGUGCCUAAGAAGGAAGCGCACCACGUGGCCCCGGCUCACGAAGAACCAAAAGAAGAGCACCAGCACCACCAUCACCAGAAGGAUGAGCACGUGCCGCACCAGCACCUGCACCACUAUCAGUAUCAGGUACCGGAGCACCACGGAUAUGGACAUGCUAAGGGCUACUAG
This is a messenger RNA of Anopheles nili, 576 nucleotides long. Its product is annotated as cuticle protein 21-like. Bases 1 to 576 code for a protein of 191 amino acids. Lineage: Eukaryota; Metazoa; Arthropoda; Insecta; Diptera; Culicidae. The record is from RefSeq and is a predicted model, not a curated record. The transcript is spliced from 2 exons. Gene Ontology annotation, cellular component: extracellular matrix.